Messenger RNA from Blumeria graminis f. sp. triticale, 2157 nucleotides. NCBI's taxonomy places the organism in Eukaryota, Fungi, Ascomycota, Leotiomycetes, Helotiales, Erysiphaceae. The record is from the annotation of a GenBank genome assembly.
AUGGCCGAUCCAAUAGAAAUCACUCAGGAGCCAAGAGGGAUAAAACGAAAAGCAUCUGAUUCCAUCUCAACUGCUUUGCCCCCCAGGAGGAUCCAGGCCCUUGACCCUGAUGUCAUCAACAAAAUUGCAGCCGGUGAAAUCAUUGUUGCACCAGUUCAUGCCUUGAAGGAGCUUAUAGAAAAUUCAGUGGAUGCUGGAUCUACUUCACUAGAAGUAAUAAGCAAGGAAGGAGGAUUAAAAUUUCUUCAAAUCACAGAUAAUGGACAUGGUAUUAGCAAAGAAGAUCUUCCUAUACUUUGUGAACGCUUUACGACAUCAAAACUCAAAACCUUUGAUGAUUUAAACUCUAUUGGGACAUAUGGUUUUAGAGGCGAAGCUCUAGCAAGUAUCAGCCACAUUGCCCAUCUUACUGUAACCACAAGAACGAAAGAUUCUAAUUGUGCCUAUCGUGCCACUUAUCAAAGUGGAAGGUUAGCUCCAACAAAACCUGGUCAAAGUACUGAACCAAAACCGGUGGCAGGUCGUCAUGGAACCCAAAUCACAGUCGAAGAUCUUUUUUAUAACGUUCCCACAAGACGCCGAGCCUUUCGUUCAGCGUCAGAAGAAUACAAUAAGAUUAUAGAUGUAGUCAGUAGAUAUGCUGUACAUUGCAAUGGCGUUGCAUUUAGUUGUAAAAAAUUUGGGGAAGCUAACACCUCGAUUGCCAUUCAAUCAAACUCCUCGACAAUAAUUCGUCUACGCCAAAUAUACGGUAGUAACGUGGCAAAUGAGUUAAUAGAAUUUGAGUCCAUCGACGAUAACUUGGGAUUUCAGGCACGGGGAUGGACUAGCAGUGCAAACUACCACUCCAAAAAGAUAACUCUGCUCUUGUUCAUUAACAAUCGCUCUGUCGAGUCUACCAAUAUGCGAAAGGCUAUUGAGCAGAUGUAUACCAUGAUUAUCCCCAAAGGCGGUCAUCCAUUUGUCUAUCUCAGCCUGGAACUUGAACCUCAUCGUGUCGAUGUUAACGUUCAUCCUACAAAACGAGAAGUCAAUUUUCUCAAUGAAGAUGAGGUUAUCGAGAAAAUCUGUAAUGACAUAAGAGCCAAACUUACCGUUUUUGACUCAAGUCGAACUUUCAAAGUACAAAGCCUACUUUCUACAAGUAGUAGUGAACACACGCCAGCAGAUAUCACAGAGCCAGAGCCUUUAAAAGGAACCAAACUAAGCACCCAGAGGCCUAGAAUCUACGAGAAUAACCUCGUGCGGACGGAUUCGAAACUUCGCAAAAUUACCAGUAUGCUUUCAUCAAAUAUUGAAAAUGAAAUUGGAACAUCAGAAUAUGUAGAGGGCAGUUCAAAUCAUCAGAAAACUUCGAACCGCGAGCCAGUUAUAUGUCGCUUGGUCACUAUAAAGGAGCUUCGCGCGGAGGUUCGUAAGGAAAUGCAAACCAAUCUGACUGAAAUAUUCGCUAGCCACACAUUUGUAGGCGUCGUUGAUGAGCAUCGUCGCAUUGCUGCAAUUCAAGGCGGUGUUCGACUCUUUCUUGUUGAUUAUGGUGCGGUUUGCAAUGAAUAUUUCUACCAAGUUGGCCUCAGCGAUUUUGGAAACUUUGGUGUUAUACGUUUUGACCCGCCUCUAAAUUUGAGCGAGCUUCUCAUUCUCGCUGCUGAGAGUGAAAAGAAAAGGGCACCAACUACCACCAUAGGAGAUGGGUUUGAUGUCAAAGAGGUGGUUGAGACAGUUCGCACCCAACUCAUAAAUCGCCGCGAAAUGCUACUAGAGUAUUUUUCCCUUGAAAUUUCCGCGGAAGGAGAAUUAUUAAGUAUGCCACUACUUUUGAAAGGCUACACGCCCAGCCUGGCUAAAUUGCCCAGUUUCCUUCUUCGUCUUGGUCCAUACGUAAAUUGGACAUCAGAGAAGGAAUGCUUCUCAAGCUUUCUUCACGAAUUGGCUUGUUAUUACAGUCCUGAGAUGCUACCACCCUCUUCGGAGCUUACAAGUACAGCUGCUUCAACCUCAGAAAUUGGGAUACGAAGAGAACAGAUUAACAAUGCCGUUGAGAACGUACUAUUUCCUGCUUUUAAAAUGAGACUAGUCGCUACUAAAGCACUAAAUGGUGCUGUUAUAGAGGUUGCUAAUCUUAAGGGGCUAUACAAGGUGUUUGAACGGUGUUAG